AUGGUUGAUUCUAUAAAAAAGAAUGGUCCUGCUGUCAAAAUCUGCCAUGGUGAUAUUAUAUCGUUUGCUGCUCCUCCUCAGCACGGCGAUGUUAAUAGAGUAACUGCUCAACAGAAACAUGCCAUCGAAGACCUCAAUGAAAGGCUGAGUGCUUCUAUAUAUGCUGAAGCAUAUGCUAUAAUAAGUAGUCAGAAAGUAAAUAUAGCUGAACUCAAGGAACAAUUAGAUGACGAGCAGACUCAGCGAAAAGAUGAGCGGGAAAAGGCCACAACUGAUCUAAAGGCUGCUGUUUUUAGAGCCCAGUCUGAGGCUCAAGAGGAAUUAAGACGACACACUGAUGCUGCCUUAAGAAGAGAAAGAGAACUACAUGAAACAAUAAAUAAGCUUCAGGAGUCAGAGAGAGAAAGGUGUUUGCUAGUUGAAACCUUGAGGUCCAAACUGAUGGUUGUGUCUGAUAAUAAGGUUCGCCAGUUGGAAACUGAAUUGCAUGAGGAGAAGCUGACCACUGCAAAUCAAACAAAGAAAAUAGAAGAACUUGAAGAGGAAACAAGAAGAUUAAGCAAAGAGCUUGAGAGUGAAAAGGUAGAUAUCGGAAUUUCAUGUUCCAAGAAUGUUUUUGUAUAAAGGUGUUUGUCUAAAUGAUGUCUGCUUUCCACCGAUUGCUG
Arachis ipaensis is the source of this 665-nucleotide messenger RNA. The record is from RefSeq and is a predicted model, not a curated record. Lineage: Eukaryota; Viridiplantae; Streptophyta; Magnoliopsida; Fabales; Fabaceae.